AUGCAAGGAAAGCUAGGUUAUGACGAAAAAAAUAAACUGAGAAGAGGAAUCUAGAUAGUAUCAGUAUACCUUGAAGCUCUGUGCGAAACGCUUAGUUGGAUUACUGACAAUCAAUAAACGUAACCUCACACGAAAUCUUUGUGUUAAAAAAAAAAAAGAUUAAUCAAAGAUGGCUUCUGUCCAAAAUUUGCUCCUUUUGCUUGUGGUGAUUUUUGCGACUCUAAACUCGGCUUAUUCAAGACCAGCUGAUACGGAGGCCACUUCAGCAGCUACUCCAGCUGAUACCGCAGGAAGUUCAUCUACUCCAGCAGAUGCUUCAGAUUCUAAAACAGAUGAUUCGACAAAAGCAAAUGAUUCAUCUAAGGCAGAUGAUUCAGCUACUACUCCUACAGUUAGCUCAGUUACUACUGUAGCUUCAUCAUCGAGUGACGGAGGUUCUUCAUCUAGCAACGCAGAUUCUACAGCAAGCUCCUCAGAUGAUUCAGCUACUACGGCAUUUCAAAAAGAGAUAAGAGACUGUGGCGUCAUCGUAUUAGCCCACGAUAGCUUUUACCACCAUGACUGUUGCCAUUAGGCGAGGAUAAACUUUUGACGUUGCCACUCACACAAGUAUAUUUCCGAAGAGCGGAAGUCAAUUCUAUUUAUCUUACAGAAAGAUCCAAAGUACUCCACUCCAAUGGACUCACAGGGCAUGCCCAGUGCUGCAGGCUUGCUAGUGCAGCAGAGACCCUACUAUACAGCUACUAUUAUCCUUUUAAUCUUUUCGUAUAAUUGCUUUUUUUUGUGAAUAUAAUAUAUGGUUACAGACGAAAAAAUAUAGUAGUGUAUUAAAAUAAAUUUUGUUUGUUCACAGU
Stegodyphus dumicola is the source of this 854-nucleotide messenger RNA. RefSeq lists its product as uncharacterized. The record is from RefSeq and is a predicted model, not a curated record. NCBI's taxonomy places the organism in Eukaryota, Metazoa, Arthropoda, Arachnida, Araneae, Eresidae.